UGGACUCCAACAGCUAGCUGGCUAGGGCGUUGCUAGCGGCAGAAAGUGGGAUUUUCGGUACCGCUUUUUGCAAGUUUAUUUCCUUGUACAAAUAACGUCUUGCGUUGAAGAAAAACAGCGUUUGAUAUUAGCUAAGAGUGUAACCCUUCUCGGUGGGCCUUCGUGUCGUUGUUUGCGGAGGACCGGUGUUACUUUCUGUCCCGUUAGCCGCGCAGCUAGCCUGCUUCCAUCCACGGGAAUUCUGCCGACAAACGACUGGAUUCUGGAAACAUGGAGUCAAGGAGCGUCGCGCGCUGCUAACCGACUUCACUGGGGUGUCUUUCCCCGAGGAGACUUUCUAAAGGACAUAUUACGGAGACAUAUCGCAAGCCAGUCGACAUCCAUGCCGUGUUGUAUGUGUAUUUCUCGCUCGUUGGUCGGCUCAUUGUUGUGAACGGGACUUUGCUUAGUUUACACUCGAAACAAGAGCAUACGGAGCAAAGUUUUUUUUUUUUUCUUUUUUUUUUUUUCUUCUCGCUGAUAGAGCUCGUAUGUUUUGUUAGUAGUUAAGUUAGCUGGCGAGAUUCAACACCAGCCAGCUUUCCGUGAGAAGUUUUUUUUUUUUUUUUUUUUUUUAAACAAAAAAAACAUUUUAACCGACCAUCUCACCGAUUUAGUAUUUUUUUUAAUUUUUUUUUUUUAUAUCUUCCGUUUUCCACCGGUAUAACAUUAGCAGUUGUUGCUAAUUUGUAACACGGGUCGUUUGCACUCCGUAUUGAGCUGUUCUUAUGGUCACGGGAGAGUCGUCUCCACGGCCACAGGCAGCAGGCUCUUCUGGGAACGAGGAAGACAGAACGGGACUGGUGGCAUCUCCAGCAUCUCCAAAGAGCAUUUAGGAACCGAGGCCAUUCAUCCGAACCGGGGUGGCGGCUGCAGACGGACUGCAUCGCAGGGCCACGGCGUCUGUUACAUCGGAUAUUGUGUGUGUGUGUCCACGGUUCAUAUCAGGCGGAGAACUGCGAUGUGAACGCGAAGGAUUCAUACGAGGAGUUCGUGCAUGCAAAGACAACUUGUGCCAGCUGACGCAGUGCAUUUUCUCGUGUUGCCAAAAUAUUUUUUAUAGUCGUGGUGGGAUAUCAUCUUACUGCUAAUACGACAGAGGCCCCGGUUAUUGUUUUAUAUAUGCACUGUCUAUUCCUUGCUAUUCGAUUUUGGAGAGGAUUAACUUUAUUGGUUCACAGAUAGCGUAGUAUUUUUGUUUCAUCCAGUGUUUGGACGUGCCUUCCAACAACCCAACAGUGUUCUACAAGUAAUUCAUAUCUUCAACACCAUUCUAAAGAUCUCUGCCUACUUCAGACUUAUGCCAGAGAAGGACGCUCCAGAAAAUCGCCUCAUCACACUCUGGAAAAUGUUAAUCGGAUAUAAUUUGCUGCAAAUCUAGAACCGGAAGCCCAAUGAGUGACACACAGUCCAGCUUCACUGACAGGUUUCCCAAGAAAGCAAACAGAACCAGCAGCAUUCUCAGUAAAGACCACCCCCCGGACAAGAAACCCAAAAGUGACAAAACCUCACUUCCCUCCAAUGAGUUUGACCCUACAGAAGCUCUGCAGAAGAGUGGCAGCAGCAGUGUGCUAGCAGAGGGGAAGCCUGAGUCCUGUGGUCUGGUUCAACGAUGUGUAAUCAUCCAGAAAGAUGAAAAUGGCUUUGGGCUCACUGUCAGCGGUGACAACCCAGUGUUUGUGCAACUUGUCAAAGAAGAUGGGGCUGCCAUGCGGGCAGGUGUUCAGACAGGGGAUAGGAUCAUCAAGGUUAACGGGACCCUUGUUACACAUUCAAAUCACAUUGAGGUGGUGAAACUUAUCAAAUCGGGCUCCUAUGUGGCCCUCACAGUGUUGGGGCGUCCUCCAGGGCUCGCCCAGAUCCCUUUGUCUGAAGCAGAGUCCGAAAUGUUGGGGGUUAGCAUUUCGUCUCCAAACUCCCCAGCAGCAGAACGCCCCUACAGUGCUCUGGACCGCCUCUCCUUCACUCAACCACCAUGGGAUGAGAAUAGCAGUGUCUGCAAUCAGAGGGUUGACAUGUUGCAAAAGAUGCUCUCAAAAGAGCAGCAGGAGCUACAGGUCAUGAAGGAGGAGUACAGCAGGAACCCCUCCCCCAAACUACUGAAAGACAUCCAGGAAGCUAAGAAACACAUUCCUCAGCUGCAGGGUCAGCUCCUCAAGGCCACUGGGGCAACACAGGAGGCUGUUCCGGGUGGAGAUGCAGAUGAUGGUAGCAUGUUUGAGACGCAGCACUCUAAAGGAGACAACAGUACAGACCUGUCCUGGAGUAGCACUCCUCUUUCUUGCAGAUUUGGGCCUGGAUCUCCAGAGAGCCUUUACCAAAGACAGUCAUCCAGCCCAAAGAGCACCCCCAGGAACAGCUUCAACUCCUGCCACUCUCCAGAGGCAGAGGACGCCACUGACCUGGACUCUCUGUCUCCUACCACAGUCAGCAGUACCUCUUCCGCCCGCCUCGCCUCUCAAAUAAUUGGAGCUGAGGACGACUACUUCGAUUCAGACCAGGAGCAGACAAAUGGCCAAUGUAACAGCUUUAACAACGUUGAGCAGCUCAAGUCUCGUCCCGCACACCUCGCAGCCUUCCUUCACCAUGUCAUCUCUCAGUUCGACCCUGCUCCUGUGCUGUGCUACCUCUAUGCCGACUUCUACAAGCAGACCAACUCCAAAGAGACCAGACGGGUGUUCAUGGACCUCCUCACGUUUUUCAUUGACCGUGGAGCAAAUUUGAAAGUUGCUGUCCCUGAAUCCAUCUCUACUGAUCUCGACCGCCGGCGGACAGAACUGAUCCCUGAGGAAAUAAACAGACAACAUGUUCAAACACUGCAGGACUCUCUGCUCCCUGACAUACAGAAGAACCUUGAGGAUUUCAGGCAGAAGCGCAGUAUGGGCCUCACAGUGGCUGAAGUAGAGCUGGCCAGACUGGACCAAGAGAGAGUCAGAGACCGUGUCGCUCUGGAGCGAGAGCGCUCAUACGCUGAAAACAUCAUCACCAAGAUAGAGGAAGUCUUGUUAACUACUCAGACCACAGAGGAAGAGAAAUGCACUACAAUGCAGUAUGUCAUCUAUACAUACAUGAAGCACCUUGGGGUGAGGGUCAAGGAACCUCGAAGUCUGGAGUCCAAACGUGUCAGGAUCAACUUCCUUCCCAAGAUCAAGAAAAGCAUCAAGACAGAAAAGGAAGGAGAAGAGAAGGUGAAGAAACCCAGAUUUCCCAGCAUCCUUGGACCUCAGCGUCGGCCCAGCCGCAUUGAAGCAGCAUCUGUAGGUAAAGCCUUGGAUGGUCGCCCCCGGCCGCAGAAACAGUUAUCUCAGCCGACACUCGGGGCAAGUGAUCACAUGGAAGCUGGUCGUCUCAGAGGCAGCCAAUCGAGUGAGGGCUCGGAACUCAUGCACUCCAUGUCUACCAACACCACAAUCCCAAACAGCGCCACCUAUAGCUCAGACAAUAGCCGAGACACUGAUAUGGGUGGGACUCCGACCUCAGGCCUGUCCAGGCUGAGUGACGGCCUUCAGUCCGACCCCCUUGAUGGGUUGCCGUACCCUGCUUCGCACUUUGACCUUUACAGCCUGGACCAACUGCAAGAGGAUGACAGAGAAAGCGACAGAACCCACGAGGGAACACCAAAGGUCAUAAGAAGGCUGGAGGGACUGGGAGCAGCUGACGUCCAGAGUGAGGACGACCAGGGAACAGACUCUGAGCAUGACCCUCCAAACUGGCAGCAACUGGUGGGGCGAGAGGUCCUAGCGGGUCUCAGGCCUCAGGAAAUCAAGAGACAAGAAGUCAUUAACGAGCUGUUUUAUACAGAGCGUGCACAUGUAAGGAUGCUGAGAGUUUUGGACCACGUUUUCUACCAGAAGCUCUCCAAAGAGGCCAUCCUGCCUCCUGCUGACAUCAAGAACAUCUUCACCAACCUGGAUGAGAUUCUACAGCUGCAUGCUUCAAUACUGGAGCAAAUGGCUGCUGUUCGGAAGAGAAAUGAGUCUUCAGUAAUUGAUCAGAUAGGAGACGACUUGCUCACUUGGUUCAGCGAUGGAGAGGAGGAGAAGAUCAAGAAGGCGGUGGGGAUGUUCUGCAGCAAUCAGCCAUUUGCUCUUGAGAUCAUCAAGACCAAGCAGAAGAAAGACUCGCGGUUUACUUCGUUCGUCCAGGAGGCAGAAAGUAACCGACUGUGCCGCCGACUGCAGCUUAAGGACAUCAUUCCUGUCGAGAUGCAGCGGCUCACCAAGUACCCGCUGCUCCUAGACAACAUCGCCAAGUACACAGACAACGCCGUAGAGAAGGACAAAGUGAAGCAGGCGGCAGACGGCUGUAGAAAGAUUCUCAAUCACGUCAACCAGGCUGUCAAGGAAUCUGAGGACAAGCAGAGGUUGGAGGACUAUCAGAGAAGAUUGGACCUCUCUUCUCUGAAGCAGACCGACAACCCAAUGAUCCUGGAGCUAAAAAAUUUGGAUUUAACCAAAAGAACGAUGGUGCACGAGGGACCUCUGUCAUGGAAAGUGAACAAGGAUAAGACUAUUGAGUUGUACACCCUCCUGCUGCAGGACAUCUUGGUUCUACUCCAGAAACAAGAUGAACGGCUGAUCCUAAAGUGUCACAGUAAAAACCUGGCAGGCACCGCAGAUACCAAACAUAUCUUCAGCCCCAUCAUUAAACUGAACACUGUGCUGGUCCGCUCUGUGGCCACAGACAACAAGUCCUUCUUCGUCCUAUCCAUGUCGGACAACGGAGCCCAGAUCUAUGAGCUGAUGGCGCCCACAGUCUCGGAUCAGAGAACGUGGCAGCGUCUAAUCACUCAGAGAGCCGAUGCCAUGAAAGUCAAACCUCACAGCGUCAUACCAUUACCUCAGGCCGAUGGGGAGAGAGACGGGGUGGAGAUCAUUACAGCAGGUGUUUCCAGGUUGAGUCGAGACCCAGACCGCACAUCCACCGGCAGCACCCAGUCCACAGAUAAAGAGAGCAGUCCAGCCCCUAGAAGUGUGACGCAGAGUUCUCUACCAAGUAAUAAUCCAUUUGAGGGAAUAAAGACAGAGGAAGAGGAGGAGGAAGGUUUUGUGGACCCAGAGCUUCCUUAUCAAGCGGCUAAAGAUGGCAAAGGAGGAGACUCGUUUAACAUGUUUCCCUCCAGAGCAGACGAAGCACUGAAAACAUUGGCAGCAUUGAAGCAGGUGUUGGUGACCCAGCUGAUGUCCCAGGAGGCUUUAGAGCAAACCAAACGCUCCACGGGCGUACGUCUCCUCAGGACCACCUCUCUGCGUACACCUGUAGACAGCCGCGCUCGGGUGAUGGUCCACAAUGGCUCAGAGAAGAACAGCUCCCAGAUAGAGGACCCAACUCAGGACCUGGGCUCUGGGGACACAGGCUUCUUUGAUUCUCCUGAAGAUUAUGCAGGGUAUCUAGUUCUGGAGGGUUAUGGUGGCCCAGGGGAGAGCAGCACAGAUGAUGACAUAUUGGCAUCAACCACAGGAAAGCAGCUGAGAUCCUCACAGGGCUGUGCUGCUGACUCUGGAAUCAACUUGCGGUUUUCUUCAACGUCACAGGCUGGCAGCCUCUCCUCUUUCAGCAGACAGGUCUUGUCUCACCUUAGAAACCUUCAGGCCAACCUCAACUAUCUGAAGGAGGUUGAGGCCAAGUACAAUAAUAUAAUACGCCAAAGGCCAGAGAGGUCAGCAGCAGACACGGAUGGAAACAAAGAUAAAAGAUAGUGGAAAACAGUACCGCAGCUUUUAGCUCUGGUCCCAAAGAGGAAGUACCGAUUUGUGGUCUGUUCCUACUUGUGUCCUGGACUUUCUGGACAUCCUAUAAGCUUCCCCUCUCACUGCUGAGCCCCUUGUUUUACUUCACCCUCGCCCACGGUUGCCACAGAGAAUGAGAGACUGAGUGAGCAGAAACGUUUGAAGGGUGGAGUCAUCUUUGUGAUGCCGCAUCCCCCCAUAUCAGCACAAGGCAAUCAGGAAAGUG
Cyclopterus lumpus (lumpfish) is the source of this 5994-nucleotide messenger RNA. RefSeq names its product Rho guanine nucleotide exchange factor (GEF) 12a (gene arhgef12a). Gene Ontology annotation, molecular function: guanyl-nucleotide exchange factor activity; G protein-coupled receptor binding. The transcript is spliced from 41 exons. Lineage: Eukaryota; Metazoa; Chordata; Actinopteri; Perciformes; Cyclopteridae. Gene Ontology annotation, biological process: intracellular signal transduction; G protein-coupled receptor signaling pathway. The coding region runs from base 1434 to 5738 and encodes 1434 amino acids. The record is from RefSeq and is a predicted model, not a curated record. Gene Ontology annotation, cellular component: cytoplasm.